AUGGUGAUUGGAUUGGUUCUAAGGGCCUCUCAUGGGGAGAUUUCUUGGCGGGUUUGUGUUGCCUCUGCUGCUGCUAACAGCCUUGGUGCAGCAAUGAUCACAUCUGUAGUAGGAAUCAUGUGUGUUCUUGUGUCUGUUGUGCUGGGCACGAGACGGAACAACAGGUUCCAAUCUAAUGUGAUGAAGUGUCAGGAUUCAAGAAUGAAGGCAACAAAUGAGAUGCUUAACUACAUGCGUGCGAUCAAAUUCCAGGCUUGGGAGGAGCACUUUAAUAAGAGAAUUCCGGCUUUCCGUGAGUCGGAGUUUAGCUGGCUGACCAAGUUCAUGUACUCAAUCUCUGUGGUUAUGUGGUGCACCCCAGUACUUAUAUCAACUCUCACAUUUGGCACUGUACUCUUAUUGGGUGUCUGGCUUGAUGCCAGGACAUUGUUCACAACCACAAGCAUCUUCAACAAUUUGCGGGAUCCCAUCAGGACCUUCCCACAAUCUAUGAUUUCAAUUUCUCAAGCUAUGAUAUCUCUUGGGAGGUUGGACCGUUAUAUGAUGAGUAGGGAAUUGGUGGAGGAUGCGGUGGAGAGAGACAAGGGCUGUGAUAGAAGAACUGCUGUGGAGGUUAAAAAUGGCGCGUUUAGCUGGGAUGAUGAAAGCAAAGAAGAGGAUUUGAAACACAUAAAUUUGAAUGUCAAUAAAGGGGAGCUAACGGCUAUUGUAGGAACAGUGGGAUCUGGAAAGUCUUCCCUUCUAGCCUCAAUUCUUGGUGAGAUGCACAAGUUAUCCAGAAAGGUACGAGUUUGUGGCACAACUGCCCAUGUUGCUCAAACAUCAUGGAUUCAAAAUGGGACUACUGAAGAAAAUAUAUUAUUUGGUUUGCCAAUGGACAGAGAUAGAUACCAGGAAGACAUGGAGUUUGGAGAUCACACUGAGAUGGGAGAGCAUGGCAUCAACCUAAGUGGUGGCCAGAAACAGAGGAUACAACUUGCUAGGGCUGUAUAUCAAAAUUGUGACAUAUAUCUUCUCGAUGACGUUUUCAGCGCUGUUGAUGCUCAUACUGGAUCAGAAAUAUUUAAGGAAUGUGUGAGGGGAGUGCUUAAAAACAAGACGGUUUUAGUUGUAACUCAUCAAGUUGACUUCUUGCAUAAUGUUGAUCUUAUUUUGGUCAUGAGAGAUGGGAUGAUAGUACAGGCUGGAAAGUCUAAUGAUUUGCUAAAUUCUGGCCUGGAUUUCAAACAGCUAGUAGCUGCCCAUGAAACCUCCAUGGAACUUGUAGAAAUGAGCACCACUAUUCCCAGAAAAAGUUCCCCCAGUCCUCAAAUAUCUCCACAACUCUCUUCGAACCACUGGGAAGCCAAUGGUGGAAACAACUCUUUGGACCAACCAAAGUCUGAUAACAGGACUUCUAAACUCAUCAAAGAAGAGGAGAAAGAAACAGGCAAAGCAUCAACUGAUCAGACGAAUAUCAAUCAAUUUCUUCCCUUCAUUUUGGCUAUGACCAUUGCCAUGUACAUCACUGUGCUUGCCAUCUUUAUCGUUGGUUACUAUCUUGCAUCAUCUCGUGAAUUAACUCGACUCGAUUCGAUCACAAAAGCUCCUGUUAUCCAUCACUUCUCAGGAAGCAUAUCCGGAGUUAUGACAAUCCACUCUUGCAGAAUGCAGAACAUGUUCUCCAAGGAAAAUGUUAAACGGGUUAACGCCAAUUCACCUAUGGAUUUCCACAACAAUGGGUCCAAUGAGUGGUUUGGUUUCCGUAUGGAGAUGCUUGGGAGUUUAGUUUUCUGCAUUUCCACUGUGUUCAUGUUCUUGUUGCCAAGCAGUAUAAUUAAGCCAGAGAAUGUUGGUUUAACUCUCUCCUACGGAUUGGCCCUGAAUGGUGUGCUGUUCUGGGCCAUUUAUAUGAGCUGCUUUGUCGAAAAUAAGAUGGAAUCGGUUGAGAGGAUAAAACAAUUUACAAACAUCUCAUCAGAGGCAGCAUUGGAGAUAAAAGACCGUGUUCCUCCUUCAAAUUGGCCUUCCCGUGGCAAUGUCGAGCUCAAAGACUUGCAGAGCCUUGAACACUGCCAACUUAAAGAUGUGGUAGCUGCAAAACCUGAUAAACUCAAUUCUUUAGUGGCUGAUGACGGCGACAACUGGAGCGUGGGGAAAAGACAGCUUCUCUGUUUGGGGCGAGUUAUGUUGAAGCACAGCCGGCUCUUGUUCAUGGACGAGGCCACGGCUUCAGUUGAAUCACAGACAGAUGCUCAUUGCUCACAGAAUACCUACAGUGAUGGACUGCAACAGAGUUUCAGUAUGCAGGACUGGCUAAAGAAUUUGACAAACUGUCCCGCUUGCUUGAGGGACAAUCAUUGUUUGGGGCAUUGGUUCAGGAGUAUGCCAACCGUUCAUCAGGACUAUAAGCAACCAUCUUUGGUUUCUCUAAUCGUUGCUUCCGGUGAUUCCUUUUGUGCUUACAAAUCUUCCAAGAAUCACCUGCCUGCAUUUGUCCCUCGCAUUAUUAAAAUAAGAAGAGGCCCUUCUCAGCUGUGUGUGGGAAUUAUCAAGACAAUAAUGCAAGUCCAAGUCAAGCCUCCCUUAGACUUGUGGCAAGAAGUAGCUAAUCUACUCCAGUUACCACCCACGUUUCUCCAUUCUGUUUAG
Messenger RNA from Prunus armeniaca (apricot), 2631 nucleotides. The record is from the annotation of a GenBank genome assembly. Lineage: Eukaryota; Viridiplantae; Streptophyta; Magnoliopsida; Rosales; Rosaceae.